UUUAUGUUUUUGUAGUUGAAACUGUCAAUACUGUCUGGUCAAUAAAGAGUAGAUUUUUCUUUUCUGAAUCUGUUUUUGUAAGGAGAGAUGAUGGAGAAGAAAGAGAAAAAAUUUCUAACAGUAGCUCCUUUUGAGUGUGCUUGGAGAAAAGAUUUGAAAUUUAGGGAAGCUGGGCGGGGUUGUGUGGCUUUUGAAGCUUCUGCUCACAAUGAUGUCACGGUUGUUUUUAGGGAGAAUGUGGGAAGCCAGCACUAUCAUUAUAAGAGAGAUAAUAGACCUCAUUAUACUGUGAUUCUUGGUAGUCAUAGGAAUCGUAGGUUGAAAAUCGAGGUGGAUGGGAAAACUGUGGUUGAUGUGGCUGGAAGUGGUCUGUGUUGUUCUUCGGCAUUUCAGAGCUAUUGGAUUAGUAUCUAUGAUGGGUUGAUUUGUGUCGGUAAGGGAAGAUACCCGUUUCAGAAUCUUGUGUUUCAGUGGCUAGAUUCAAAUCCAAAUUGUAGUGUCCGAUAUGUUGGGUUAAGUAGCUGGGACAGACAUGUUGGAUAUAGGAAUGUCAAUGUUUUGCCACUAACACAUAACCACAUACUGCUGUGGAAACAAGUGGAUUGUGGUGAAUAUGAAGGUGAGGAUAAUAGCGACGAGGAAGUGAAAGAUGAACGCACGGACUAUGAAAAAUGGGGACUGGAAAAUUUUCUUGAGAGUUGGGAGUUAUCUGAUGUGUUCUUCAUUGUCGGUACAGAGGAAAAGCCUGUUCCUGGACACAAGGUUAUCUUGCAAGCAUCUGGUAAUUUUCCUUUGGAGGAUGAAGAUGUGAUUCAGCUGCAAGGCGUAGCGUACCCAAUUCUCCAUGCACUUCUCAAGUAUAUCUACACAGGCCAGACCCAGAUUUCAGAGCCACAACUUGGUUCUUUGUUGGCUUUGAGCUCACAAUUUCAAGUGAUGCCAUUGGUGAAGCAGUGCGAGGAAACUAUAGAACGGUUUAAACUGAAUAAAAAAUUGUUUGAUUCUGGAAAGAAUGUGGAGUUAUCAUAUCCGUGCUCUCAGCCACAUUGUUGUGCAGUCUUCCCCUUUGGUCUCCCCAUUAGUGCACAGAGACUUAAGCUGUUGCAUUCAAUUGGCAAGUACAGUGACAUAAACAUUUGCAUUGAGGGCCAUGGUCUUGUUGCCCAGUCUCAUAAGAUCAUUCUCAGCUUAUGGAGUGCUCCAUUUACCAAAAUGUUCACAAAUGGAAUGAGUGAGAGCAGUUCCUCGGAGGUUCAUUUGAGGGAUGUGUCAUUCGAAGCAUUCAAGAUUAUGCUGGAAUUCAUGUACAGUGGUAAACUCCGUAUGGAAGAUACAACAGAUUUUGGUAGCUUGUUACUUCAGCUUCUCUUAUUGGCUGACCAAUUUGGAGUCACCCUCCUUCAUCAGGAAUGCUGCAAAUUGCUUUUAGAAUGCCUCUCGGAGGACUCAGUAUGUCCAAUUCUGCAAGCAGUUCAAUCCAUUCCAUCGUGCAAACUUAUUGAAGAAACAUGUGAAAGGAAAUUCUCAAUGCACUUCGAUUAUUGCACAACUGCAAGCCUUGACUUUGUAUUGUUAGAUGAGGCAGCUUUUAGCAGUAUCAUUCAGCACCCAGAUCUUACGGUGACAUCUGAAGAAAGAGUUCUUAAUGCAAUUCUAAUGUGGUGCAUGAAAGCAAAGGAAUUGAGUGGGUGGGAGACGGUGGAUGAGCUAAUGACAAAACUAACUGCUGAACUCCUUUUUGAGGAAAGGCUUCAGUCAGUGAAUGAGUUGUUGCCUUUUGUAAGAUUUCCAUUACUGCCAUAUGCCUUGCUUAAGAAGUUGGAGAGAAGCAACCUUAGAAGACACAUUGCUGUUUUUGAUAAUUUUGUGAAGGAGGCCAUCAGAUUUAUAGAAUCUGGAUCAGCAGAGCUAGGAAAUAACCAGAAUGUAAGAUUUCAACACAGACGAUCUAGUUUCAAGGAGCUCCUGUACAUAUGUGAUGGGGAUAGCAAUGGAGUUCUGUACUUUGCAGGCACAUCAUAUGGGGAACAUCAAUGGGUGAAUCCCGUCUUGGCUAAGAGAAUCAUCAUCACAGCUAGCAGUCCCAUUUCAAGAUUCACUGAUCCCAAGGCUUUGGCUUCAAGAACUUACCAGGGAACAUCUUUUACUGGGUCCCGGAUGGAAGAUGGACAUAAUUCUGCCUGGUGGAUGGUCGACCUUGGCCAAAAUCAUCAGCUGAUGUGCAACUACUAUACCUUGAGAAUGGAUGGGUCAAGGGCUUAUAUAAGGUCUUGGAAUUUUCAGGGCUCCAUGGAUGGAAGGGUUUGGACAAACUUAAGAGUUCAUGAGAAUGACCAAACAAUGUGCAAGCCGGGUCAGUUUGCAUCGUGGCCCAUAAUUGGACCUAACGCUCUGCUUCCCUUCAGAUUCUUUAGGGUUGUUCUUACUGGUCCUACGUCUGACGCUUCAAACCCCUGGAAUUUCUGCAUUUGCUUCUUGGAACUCUAUGGCUACUUGCAUUAAUUAGGCAUGACUAUUUGUGUCUCCUGUUUCAUGUAAUAAGUUUUCCGGCGUUCAGUGGUAACCCCAGCUGCACCAUGUACGGUCUGGUUGAUGAAGAAUAAAACUUGUGAAUAGGAGUUAAAUGACUAUAU
Messenger RNA from Pistacia vera, 2633 nucleotides. Its product is annotated as BTB/POZ domain-containing protein At2g30600. The transcript is spliced from 12 exons. NCBI's taxonomy places the organism in Eukaryota, Viridiplantae, Streptophyta, Magnoliopsida, Sapindales, Anacardiaceae. Bases 88 to 2502 code for a protein of 804 amino acids. Gene Ontology annotation, molecular function: protein binding. The record is from RefSeq and is a predicted model, not a curated record.